GACUUCUGAAUAGAUAGAUAUAGAAAGAAAGAAAGAGAUGAUAGGAUCGGUGCUUAUUCGUCCAUCUUCUUCCAUAGUUGUUCUUGAACUUCAUUCACAUAAUUCAAGGCCUUCUUCUUCUUCCCCGACGAUCUCUUGUUCUUCAAAUUCGAGGAAUAACUCUUUCAUUCCAAAGCUCGAGCCUUUUAACAGAUCAAAGUUGGAUAGAAUCAUCAAGGAUCCUCCUCUCAUACAGAAAUCCGAGAAUGAACUCGCCGAUUACUGUACAAUCCUGGAAGGAGAUGCUUCUUAUAGCUGCUGGAGAGCUUACUUCGAACUAAAAGAUCUUGAAAAAGAAAGAUCAAAAGAAGAUGUGGAGAAGCUUAUAAUCGAAGCUGGAGGAGUGAAGUCGCUGAUAAGCUGUGUGCAUGGGAUUACCGCGAUUCACAAGGCCAAGAAAGAAGAAAGUCAUAUUGGAUUAGCAGGUUUGAAGGAGGAAGAUGAUCAGAAGAGGAAGGAGACAGACUGUCCGAUCCCCGACGGGUUGCCUAGGACGACAGAGGAGGUGGCAGAGGAGGAGAAAGGAUUGAUGCCGGAUUCUCCCUUCACUCGUCUGUUGAGGAACAAAGGGAAAUUCCCAGCUUGGUAUUCCCCUGUGCCAGACCAUGAGACAGAUUGAUUGAUCAUCAUCUUUCAGACAACAAUAUUACUCAUGUUGUAGUGCUCUAGAUGUUAAUAAUAAUAAUAAUAAAAUAAACACAUCUUUCUUUAGCUUGAA
Impatiens glandulifera is the source of this 757-nucleotide messenger RNA. Its product is annotated as CCG-binding protein 1. The record is from RefSeq and is a predicted model, not a curated record. Gene Ontology annotation, biological process: pollen tube guidance. Gene Ontology annotation, cellular component: cytosol; nucleus. The coding region runs from base 38 to 658 and encodes 206 amino acids. NCBI's taxonomy places the organism in Eukaryota, Viridiplantae, Streptophyta, Magnoliopsida, Ericales, Balsaminaceae. The transcript has 2 exons. Gene Ontology annotation, molecular function: mediator complex binding.